UGUGUGUGUGUGUGUGUGUGUGUGUGUGUGUGUGUGUGUGUGUGUGUCUCUGUCUCUUUUUGUCUCUGACCGGCGGAGCGACAACACCGUUAACCAUGGACGAGAGCAUGUUCAAACCCAGCCUGGAAGCCGCCAUCAAAAAGCUGGAUCCAGAAGAAGGCGAGCACAUCUUAGAGUACAUAACGACGCACGCCAUGUUGACGAGAGAGAAAGCACUGCUGCAGGCGUCAGUCCGAGAUCAGAAGAAGCUGCUGGUUGAAAACGGGAAACUAAAGACAGACAUCGAGCAGCUGAAAGUUCAGCUGAAGGAGAAACAGAGGAGACGCACCGCCAAGGCUCUGUUCUCCCCGGCCCCGCCUCCUACACCUACAGACUCCGCCCCCAGCACACCUGUCAAUCAACCUGCCCCCCCUGCUGGAGCAACAGCUGCUGGUCCUAAAAAUCCUCCUCCUCCGUCCUCGCAUGACAGGAGAGACAGACAGAGCAGGAGGAAGAGAGGGGAGAGGAAAGUGCGUCCGUCCUCUGACGGUCUCUCUCUGGGGGCGGAGCCUAACAUCGACGUGUCCCGGUUGAACCUGCGGGUCGGACGGGUCCUCGGCGUGCGGCGCCACCCGCUGGCCGAGGCCAUGUCCGUCCAGGAGGUGGACGUGGGAGAGGACGCCCCGCGCACCGUCGUCAGCAAGCUGGGAGAGAAAACACCCCUUGAGGAGCUCCAGGGCGGUCUCGCCGUGUUGCUAUGCAACAUCAAGGCCUGUAAAGUGAGGGGCGUGGUCUCCCAGGCCCGCCUCCUCUGUUGCUCCGUCUCGGACGACUGCAGCGAGCUCCUGGCUCCGCCCCCAGGCUCCACCCCUGGAGACAGAGUCACCUGCCUUAACUACCCAGGCGAACCGGACAGAGAGCUGCAGUCCAAGGAGAGGGUCUGGGAGCUGGUUCAGCCCGACCUGCAGGUCGACUCGAAGGGCGUGGCCAACUACAAAGGCUGCGGAUUCGAGGUGAAGGGGAAGGGGCUUUGCAGAGCCCCCUCCCUCACCAACUGCAUUAUCAGAUAGAUGCAACGAAGGGGCGCGAAAACCCCCAACACGCUCUCACUCCCAACUCGUAGAACGCUUGGUCAAGGAAGUUGGUUUGGGGGAUCGGGGGUCAAACAAACACAGGACUUUCACCCAGGAAACAGGUGUUCAUGUCAAACCACAAUCUUUUUUGUUCUAAUCCUAACUAGUCGUUUUGGUGUCUUAAUUAAAGGUGCCAUAGGUAGAAUUGCGAAGAUCCAGGACUUAGCCAAAAAAAUAUGGACAUUGACAACUUCUAAGUCCCUC
This is a messenger RNA of Sander lucioperca (pikeperch), 1316 nucleotides long. RefSeq names its product aminoacyl tRNA synthase complex-interacting multifunctional protein 1-like. Bases 96 to 1049 code for a protein of 317 amino acids. The transcript is spliced from 7 exons. NCBI's taxonomy places the organism in Eukaryota, Metazoa, Chordata, Actinopteri, Perciformes, Percidae. Gene Ontology annotation, molecular function: tRNA binding. The record is from RefSeq and is a predicted model, not a curated record.